Molecule: messenger RNA, 2151 nt
Organism: Macrosteles quadrilineatus (aster leafhopper)
Lineage: Eukaryota; Metazoa; Arthropoda; Insecta; Hemiptera; Cicadellidae
Exons: 3
Coding region: 1-2151 (716 amino acids)
Biological process (GO): DNA integration
Molecular function (GO): nucleic acid binding
Source: RefSeq, a predicted model, not a curated record
AUGGUUAUUGACACCGGUGCCAUUAUGACUGUUUUACCUAAACAUAUUUAUGAUGAUAAAUUUAGUCAUAUAAAUUUAAGGCCUACUGAGUUGCAGCUGAAGUCGUACACUGGACACCCAUUGGAUGUUUUGGGAGAGUUCAAAGCCGCAGUUUCGCACGAAGGAAAGGACUACAAUCUACCUGUAGUGGUUGUAGAAAUCACCGAUCGUCGACAGCCAGCACUGUUGGGACGUAAUUGGCUACAUCAGUUGAAGUUGGACUGGAACAGGAUAUUACAGGUUGGAUCUGGAAAUAAUGCAGGCAAGUCUAGCCAUAAUGUUUCUACUUCUACUGCUUCUAUAGAAAAUGACUUGAAAAGUAAAUUUAUGGAUGUUUUUGAAGGGCAAAUGGGUCUAAUUAAAGGUAUCACCACUGAGAUUGCUGUAGAUGAAGAGGCGACUCCAAUUUUUUGCCACAACAUGCAAGAUGCAGUAAACAAAACCGAAGCUCUUCUAGUGCGACUUAAAGAAUUCGGUAUCAAGGCUAACUACCAGAAAACAUUCCUAGGAGAGAAAAAGGGUAUCCCAGUUCUUGCAGCUGCCCGCAUGCAACGUUGGGCAAUAAUUUUGUCUGCGUAUGACUACCACAUCAUCUAUCGAAAAGGUUCUGAAAUUGUAGAAGCUGACGCUCUUUCACGUCUUCCUAAGAAACUCGACCCAAACUCUGAAGAUAUUUCAGUUAUUCAGUUUUUUGCUCCAUUUCCAGAACUACCUCUCACAGCAAAAGAAAUAAGUCUUGCAACCCGAAGAGAUCCGUUGUUUUCUAAAGUCUUAGAUUUGACACUUCAAGGCUGGCCUACACAUUUAGAUAAGGAUGAGCCAUUAAGAGCUUUCUUUCUGAGAAAGAACGAACUUUCAGUUGAAAAUGGUUGUAUUCUUUGGGGAAAUCGAGUCCUCAUUCCUACUAAAUUUCAAAAACACCUCUUAGACAUGUUACAUGAAGAACAUCCUGGUGUUUGCAAAAUGAAAGCUUUGGCCAGAAGUUUUGUGUGGUGGCCUAAAAUUGAUGACCAAAUUGAAAAUGUUGUUAAAACUUGUGAGAUUUGUCAAAUGACCCGUAAAUCUGCCCCUAAGCUGCCUCUACAGCCGUGGCAGUGGCCUUCAAAGAAAUGGCAGCGUGUGCACCUAGAUUUCGCUCAGAAGGAUGGUGUUUAUUUUCUGAUACUAGUGGACAGUUUCUCUAAAUGGGUCGAAGUAUACCAAAUGAAUGGUACCAACGCCUCAAAAACUAUUGAAAAAUUACGUAAAUGCUUUGCCGCAUAUGGAGUUCCGGAGAACAUCAUCACAGACGGAGGACCGCCUUUUAGGUCAGAAGAAUUUGAAAGUUUUUUGAGAUUCAAUGGAAUAAAUCACAUUUUCUCCCCUCCAUAUCAUCCGGCGAGUAACGGCCAAGCAGAGUCUAUGGUGGGUACUUUUAAAACCUCUCUCUUAAAGCAAGUACUCCAAGACAACCUCAAGGGCCGAAAUCGGACUUUGCAGCACAAACUGGAUUGUUUCAUGUUCGCUUACCGAAACACACCUCACUCAAUCACUGGUAGAACACCUUCGGAACUAUUUUUGGGUUUUCAGCCUAGAACCAGAUUCACUCUGCUAAAACCAGAUUUCAAAAGCAACAUGGAGAGCAAGCAACAGAAAAUAAAAGAAUCCAGUGACCAACAUAGAGGAAAAUGGAGGUCGUUCACACUAGGACAGGAAGUCUGGGUCAAAAGUAUCCGUAACGAAGAAACAAGAUGGAUGCCGGGAGUUAUUAUCAAGUGUAUAAGUCCUGUGACUUACAUUGUUAGCGUAAGGGGACAGAAACGGUUUGUACAUGCCGAUCAUUUGAAAGAGUUGGAAGGUGAAUUGCCCAUUAUGAGAAGAGAAGAACCAGAAAUCACUCCUCCACGACCCUUACCAGUGCUAUCACCAAGCAAAAGUCUGGUCGAACCUCCUAUACAUGUUGAUCAAUCACAGAGUCCCACGAGAUCACCACCACCUCGGAAAUCUUUACCACCUCAGAAAUCUCCAUCACCUCGGAAAUCUCCAUUACCUAAAGGAAGUAUAACUCACGAACAAGAACCCCUGCGGAGGUCCAAAAGGAUGAUAACGGCCCCGCAGAAACUUAAUCUUUAG